Molecule: messenger RNA, 1980 nt
Organism: Alternaria ventricosa
Lineage: Eukaryota; Fungi; Ascomycota; Dothideomycetes; Pleosporales; Pleosporaceae
Exons: 1
Coding region: 1-1980 (659 amino acids)
Source: RefSeq, a predicted model, not a curated record
AUGGGUCUUGCAGAGGCUCUACCGCACUUUCCCGACCUUGUUUCGUUGGAUCUAUCAAAGACCGCAGCUGCAAAGGACAAGGCAGUCCUUUCGACCUUCAGAUACCUCCGAAACCUGCGCGUGCUGAAUCUUCGUGGGAUUGGUAUCAAAGAUGAAGAGUUCUCGGUUGUCGCACAUGCAAUCAGCAGCCGUGUCAGGAGCCUCGAUAUCAGCAACAACCUUCUGACGGACACUAGCGUACGACUUCUUCUUGAACUAUGCCUGAAAGAGAGAGUCGUUGCGUCGCAUUCUUCUCGCGGACCACUGGCACCUGUUCAGAACGCGAACCCGACCGAAGGACCAGAGACCUUCGAGUCUGAAAAUCUCGUGGGCCAUCUUCGUAAGAAGCUCACUGGCGGCUUCAUUGGCAGCCUAAGCAUUGAGGAAACCAGCGAUGUCGGAAUAUCGCACCUGUACCUCUCGAAUAACACAAUAACUGUCGAAGGUAUAUCGGCUUUGCUGCGAUCAAGGCGAUUGCAAGUUCUAGAUGUGGGUAUACUACCCGCUGUAGUGACGCAUCCUUCAACCGUCUCACUGGACCCACCGAAUGAUGACUUGGAGCUACCCGGCGUGUCGAAGCUUACCCCAGUACUUGCCGAGAGUGGUUCGAAACUAAGAUAUCUGAGGAUCAACUACGAGUUGAUCACAGAAGACGCGCCUUUCGAGGCGACCAAUUCGCCACGCGCGGAACUCACCGGGGAUCUUGGUAUCUACAAACCUUCAGAUGCGCAUGAGCUUGAAGCUGUGGAGCCACCGACACCUGAGCUAGACUCCAUCCCAAUAACUGUACACGAGGCUCCUGGGGAUUCGUCAUUUCCCGUGGAGCUUCCGGGUUCGCCUGUAUCGCCUCAAUCCGCUAAGAUUGACAAGUCACACACAGAACGUGCCGACAGUGACAGGCGAGACGCUACAAGCGUUCCCGAGGUAUGCAUCAAUCCGCAGUCACUGCAAAUCAAUCGAGAUCCUGCCUGCGCUCCGGAAGUCAUGCCUGUAGACUCACCAUUGAGUCCUCUUAGCCCACUCGGAAACGACGAAAACUACCAGCCUAGCACACUUGCAAGUGAAUUCGAACGGGUAGAAAGCCUUUCGCCUUCUAUAGAGAUCCGCAGUAGCAGUACACUGGAUGAGCCGAUCCCAAAGGCCAUAACGAGACCACGCGGCAACUCCUUCUACUACAUCGAAGAUAGAAAAGUCCGGCUAGACUUCCGCCAGGCGAGCGAACCUCGAUUACAUCCUGGGAUGCUUCCGAAGCUCCAUACCCUCGUUUUAACUGAUAUACCCACCAUGACUAGCGAUAGGAAAAUUAUUCAUCGGAUUAUCCAGUUCAUCAAGGACGCAGCUGAAGAAGCUUCGAUUGCUAAGCAACGGGCCAGGCACACCUAUGUGCUACCGCCAGGACGUAGGCGUGCCAUCGCAGAAGAAGAGUACGCACGAAACCAGUUUGCCCUUCGGAGAGUAGUACUUGAAAUGGCGGCUCCGCAGUCAGCGCCUAAAAAGAUCUCCAGUAGCUGGCGGGCUUAUCCAACAAAGUCGACUACUGAAGAUGCGGACUCUGAAGCAUUUUGGGAGGCAGCAACGCAUGAUUUCUCCUUCUUCGACGAUGAGGAGUGCGGACAGCCCGGUCGUGAGCCUGGCCGCACUCUGCCCUUGGCAGCUAUGAGCGGAUUAGAGCUUGCGCCUAGCAACCCCGUCUCACCAGUAGACACAAGUAAGGCUGUUCAUGAUACAAUUCCGCUCCUCGAUGUUGUGAGUGAGAUUGGCAAGUUUCGGCGAGAAAGGAAGGCCGCAUACAAUAACUUAGUGGAGAUGGGCGAGGCUGAACCCGAUGUAGAGGGGUACUGGCCUGGGGAUAUUACGGUUCUGAGGAAGCCGGUGAACUCAGAAGCUGGGGAACUCGACUGUUACGGCAACCGGUAUGAAUUGGGUUGGUUCUACCGUUGA